AUGUUUCCACCAGUGAGAGACAUCUUGCCGGCCAGCUUUGCAACAAAGUCACUUAACAUGGACAGCAGAUUUAAAUCAUUUAAUGAAACGUUCACGCGUUGUGCCUUCGCUUUGGCAUUCGCCCUCAUCUAUCCCAACUCCCGUAACCUUAAAAAGAGAGUAUAUUACUUCAUCGUCGUUAUUUUUAUUAACUCUCUCAUAUUGUACUGGUUUUUAAUUUAUUUAUUUAGGUGCCUUUUUACUCUCGACAUGAUAAAUUUCGCGAAUAACAUCACUAUCGGCGUCCUUGCUACUCUUUUCUUCUUCAAAACACCUUACUGCUUAUAUAAAACGGGUAUCUUUGCUAAAGUUUUAGAUAAAAUUUCCUACGAUAUGCUCAAAGGUAACGAUAUGGAUGAGGAAUACCAGGAAAUAUAUGAACAUUAUAUAAAAAUUGGGAAGCUCGGUCAAACUUGUUGGAUUCUGAUACCGAUAUUACUGAGUUCACAGUUUCCUUUAUAUGCAAGCUUUUGUAUGAUUUACGAAACUUUUACUAGUGGUGAAGGUAAAAGAUAUAUGGUACAUGAAAUGAGAUUAAAACAUAUUGAGGAUAAACAAGACGAAACGCCAUAUUUCGAGCUGGUGUUUGCUUAUAAUUUAGUGCAAUGCGUCGUUCUGUCGGUAAAUUUUGUUGGAUUCGAUGGAUCCUUUUGCAUCGCAACAACGCAUUUGCGUCUAAAAUUGAAGUUGGUGAGUCAUAAAAUACACCGAGCGUUCCGGGACUCGAAGAACAGAUACGAGUUGAAAGCGCGGGUGAUAGAAGCUAUAGUUGACCACCAAGAUGCGCUAGAUUUUUACAAGGACAUACAGGAAGUGUAUGGCGGUUGGCUAUUCGUAGUUUUUCUACUCACGUCGUUGUUGAUUUCCUUCAAUCUAUAUCAGAUAUACUUAAGUCGGCGCGUUGACCCUAAAUACACGAUAUUUGCUAUCAGUGGUGUCAUCCACAUGUUUGCGCCUUGUUAUUUCGCCUGCAAAUUGAUAAAGUCGAGUGAAGAACUAAGCUGGGACAUUUAUUCCGCAGCCUGGGAGGAGUGGACAGAUCCAGUGGUCACCAAGCUUCUCAUCUUCAUGAUAGCAAAGAGCCAACAGAUCCUAAUUCUCACUGGAAAGGGCAUGGUUCAAUUCGACAUGCAACUUUUCAUUUCAGUCUUGCAAAUGUCGUAUUCAUUUUUUACUUUGAUAACCAGUUAAUUAUAAAACUUUUAAAAAGAUUCAUAUAACGUUGUGACUUCUAGACAAUGCCAUUCAACUGAAGCACCCAUUAUUACACAUAUACAUCAUUAAUUAAAUACUAAAACGGAUUAGUGCCAUUU
Pieris brassicae (large cabbage white) is the source of this 1352-nucleotide messenger RNA. Its product is annotated as putative odorant receptor 92a. The record is from RefSeq and is a predicted model, not a curated record. The coding region runs from base 1 to 1230 and encodes 409 amino acids. Lineage: Eukaryota; Metazoa; Arthropoda; Insecta; Lepidoptera; Pieridae. Gene Ontology annotation, biological process: sensory perception of smell; detection of chemical stimulus involved in sensory perception of smell. Gene Ontology annotation, molecular function: odorant binding; olfactory receptor activity. Gene Ontology annotation, cellular component: plasma membrane. The transcript has 3 exons.